AUGGACCCAUUAAAGUACUUAUUCAAAAAACCAGCACUAACGGGCAAGAUCACAAAGUGGCAGCUACUGCUUUUAGAAUUUGACAUCACAUAUGUCACCCAAAAAGCAAUCAAGUGGCAAGCACUAGCCGAGCACUUAGCAGCACAUUCUCUGCCUGAUUACCAACCAUUGAAGACCUUCUUCCCUAACGAAGACAUCCUCCAGAUUGAGGAAGAAGAAGAAAGAAAGGCAGGAGAAUGGACACUCUUCUUUGAUGAAGCCACAAACUCAAAAGGGAGUGGAGUAGGCGCCAUACUCUACUCUCCCAAUGACGUCCCAAUCGCCAUAUCCAGGCGAUUGGCAUUCCAAUGCACCAUCAACGUAGCUGAAUAUGAAGCAUGCAUCACUGGUCUAAGAGAAGCCGUCAUCCUCAACGUAAAGAAGUUACAAGUCUUUGGAGACUCACAACUCAUCAUCAAUCAGAUAAAUGGCGAUUGGAAGACCAAAGAUGAAAAGCCGAUCCCAUAUUAUGUCUACCUAGAAAAUUUAAUCAAGGAAUUCAACGAAAUCAUAUUCUCUUACAUUGCCCAAGUCAAGAACCAAUUUGCAAAUGCUCUGGCUACCCUCACCUCAAUGUUAAAGAUCCCAAAAGGAGUUGCUGAAUGGGAACUCACUGUCGAACUCCAGGAGGAACCCGCAUUCUGCCUACAGAUCGACAAAGCUGAACCUCCCUCGAAUUGUUAG
This is a messenger RNA of Magnolia sinica, 723 nucleotides long. RefSeq lists its product as uncharacterized. The coding region runs from base 1 to 723 and encodes 240 amino acids. The transcript has a single exon. The record is from RefSeq and is a predicted model, not a curated record. Gene Ontology annotation, molecular function: nucleic acid binding; RNA-DNA hybrid ribonuclease activity. Lineage: Eukaryota; Viridiplantae; Streptophyta; Magnoliopsida; Magnoliales; Magnoliaceae.